GCCGGGACUCGCUCCGGCGACUUAGCUGCUUCGUUCCAAGACCCCCCAAUCACGCGCCACCUCCUCCUCGGGUUCUCUCUCUCUCUCUGUGUGUGUAUUUUAACACUGCUAGAAAAAAAAAGCGCGGUGGGGGGGAAAGAGUCAGAACAACAGAAUAGCACAAGGAAGUGCCAGCCCCAUUUGGGCUGAGGACUCCGGGGAGAAUGAAUCCUAGUUAUUUGACUUUGGAGAGAAUCCCCUCCUCUUUUUCUCUUCUUUUAGUUGUUUUUGGAGCAGCUAGCUAGUCCCUUCAGCUGAAGGCGCUUCUGUCCAACCCUUAGACUUAUCCUGUUUGGAGGAGAGGGUGAAACUGGAGAGUGGGGCGUCUCUUCUCCACGGGGUUUAUCCAUGCUUGGUCGGCAAGACCCAGAGUUGUCCUUCUCUCCGGGAUCUCUGUCAGAGAGCCAGAGACAACGGGAAGUCACUUAACAAGCUCGGAAGAGAAGAACCAAAAGGCGGAAAGGGAUAGUUAGAGCAAGUCCACGGGAAGCCUUGUUCUCCGGACUCUUAUGGCUUGAAGGCAAAUGCUGGGAAGGAGGGCUGGCAAGAAUGAAUUAGAGGGAUGCCUCUCAUGUCAUGCAAGAGCAAAUACAGAUUGAAAAAAGUGACUGGUGAGAUGUAGAUUGCUGACAAUAUCUGGGAAAGAAGCAGAAGGUUACCAGAAGGAGGUGUCCAAACCGAGAGUGUUUCUUCUCCAUGGAUUUCCCAAAUAUCUUCUGGUACAAUGACAGCUAUGAAAACAGGACCUUCAACAGCUCCAGCCUGGAGCAGAAGCCCACCCACUAUAACUACUAUGCCAUGCUGUUGACGCUCCUCAUCUUUGUGAUUGUCUUUGGCAACGUGCUAGUCUGCAUGGCUGUGUCCAAGGAGAAAGCCUUGCAGACCACCACCAACUACCUGAUUGUCAGCCUUGCUGUGGCUGACCUGCUUGUGGCUAUGUUGGUGAUGCCGUGGGUGGUCUACCUGGAGGUGGUCGGUGAGUGGCGCUUCAGCCGCAUCCACUGUGACAUCUUUGUCACCCUGGAUGUGAUGAUGUGCACAGCCAGCAUUCUUAAUCUCUGCGCGAUCAGCAUUGACAGGUACACAGCUGUGGCCAUGCCCAUGCUGUACAACACCCGCUACAGCUCCAAACGCAGAGUCACUGGGAUGAUUGCUGUGGUGUGGAUCCUCUCCUUCGCCAUCUCCUGCCCACUGAUGUUUGGGCUGAACAACACAGAGAAGAAUGAGUGUAUCAUUGCCAACCCUGCCUUUGUUGUGUAUUCUUCUAUCGUCUCCUUCUACGUUCCUUUCAUUGUCACCCUGCUGGUGUACGUGCAGAUCUAUAUAGUGUUGCGGAAACGCAGAAAACGGGUCAACACCAAGCGCAUCGCCAGUCACGUGGGCCUGGGCGCCGACACGCAGGCCCCAUUGAAGGAGAAAUGCACUCAUCCAGGAGAUGUCAGGCUCUGCACACUCCUUGUGAAGAGCAACGGGAGCUUCCCUGUUCAUAAGGGCAAAGUGGAGGCCAUGGAUCACAUGGAAGAGAUGGAGAUGGCCACUAGUACCAGCCCACCAAAGAACAAUGUCCAGCCCCCUCUGCCAAGUGACAUGGAACCAGCUGAGCCAGCUGCUUCCAUCCCCUCUGCCAAUUUAACUCCGCCGUCUCCUGAAAACAGCCGCCUGGACAUGCAGAAGAACGGGCAUACCAUAGACAAUUCCAAAACAGCCAAGGUCUUUGAGAUUCAGACAAUGCCCAAUGGCAAGACCAGGACUUCCCUCAAAACUAUGAGCAGAAGGAAAUUUUCACAACAGAAGGAAAAGAAAGCCACUCAAAUGCUUGCCAUUGUGCUUGGUGUUUUCAUCAUCUGUUGGCUCCCUUUCUUCAUCACCCACAUUCUGAACAUGCACUGCAACUGUAAAAUCCCACAGGUCAUGUACAGUGCCUUCACAUGGCUCGGAUAUGUCAACAGCGCAGUCAAUCCCAUCAUUUACACCACUUUCAACAUUGAGUUCCGGAAAGCUUUUAUGAAGAUCCUUCAUUGCUAGCCUCUGCUUGAGGACCAGUCAUCUGAAUCACGUGACCGGAUUAAGGCUGUGUAUCAGAACACCCAGUUUGAGAGUGCCAUGCCAAUAUAUUUCUACAACUGGGAUACCACAGCUGUCAUGGUCCAAGGUUGCCUUGUGCUCAAGGAAGCAUUGAAACUCUGUGAGACUCGGAUGGGAGAGUUUGUGUCAAAUGCAACCUUUGCAUUCUGCUAAAACGAGAAAGCAAGCAAGCCAAGUCUCCCCACAAACAGCUGUGGGAUCAAGAAGAUCUCCAAGAGAUUCAUCACCAAUUUUAGCUGAGCCCAAGAAGGAGAGACCAUGACUUGCUCUUAUUUCUCACCAAAGACGCACCCAUUCUUGCCCGCUUCGCAACUGGAGGAAGAUUCCUUCUUCGAGGAAGAAACAGCUUUCCCAGGAAUCGUGUCUGUUGGCGUUGCCUUCAGAUUUCAGGGACACUGUGGUGCCCAUCAAAUUGCCGAGGCUAAAUCAUGCAGCUACUGUGAAGGCUUGGAGUAGUCGCCAGACCAUUGUCACCAGACAAAAGGAAGGGGGAAGGGGAGGAGGCUGUGAGAGAAUGAAAACUCAGGGUGGAGAGGAGAGGCAGAAUUGUUUAUUAUAUGAUGCCAAUGUAUAUACAAAUAAAUAGAGGGAACUGAGCAGAAGCCCAAGCCAAAAAAAAGUGAAAACCAAUCAAUCAAUCUUGUCUUACAUGGAAUGCAUUGUAAUUAAAAAGCCAUCUCUGCUCACGUACACCAGCAUAUGUGGUAGACAGCAACUUCUCAGCUUCCAGAACUGAAUCUCUGGGAGAACAAAUCAAAUCUGACAGGGAGGGAAGGAUGGAUGGAAAGAUAUGGACUACAAGGCCCUUGUCAGGCACUUAAUAGUGAAUUAAAGUCUGGAGAAAUCUCAACCAAGCCAAAGUGUUAGCUCAAAGGUAAACAAUAUGGUGCAUACAUGCAGAAGAUCCAUGUUAACCCCAGGUUAAAACCCCGUGGAUUUAAAAGAAUCAGUUAAAAAUGAAGAAGAAAAUUUUGCGCCUGAAAUUCCGAGUAAAUUAUUCCUAGUCAGUCUUUAAGUGUAAGCUAGAUCAAUUAGGCAACAAGCCACCUUUUGGAUCAUCUGUGAUUAGAAAGAAUGCAAAGGGUGGGCUUUCCUUUCUCUCCUAAGUUAGGCUUACCUUAUCUGGGCUGCAAAAACCCACUAGAUGGCAAUAAAGAGAGUUUUCUGGGUUUUUAAAGAAACAGAUAUGGUUGUCUUGAUUCUAGACUAGCUUAGAUUUUCUUUUUGUCCUGUAGGAAGGAAGAAUAGAAGAGGUGACGCAAAUGGAGAGACCUGGUGCCCAAUGGUAUAAUGUAGCCUACAUUUCUUGGGUGAUCAGAAAAUAUCUAGCUUGCAACAUCUGCCCUGCUUGAUGGGCAUACCUGUUGAGGCAGGUGAUACAUCGAUGCGUUUCAGGAUUCUUUCUGCUUUGCUCCCAACAUGGUGCAACCAACACAGGAGAAAAAGUCAUUGGAAAGAUUAUUUUGAUGAAGCUGCAUCAGACAUUAUUUUUGUCUGGCAUGCUGGCUUCACUUCUGUCAAGAUUGUAUUUCCCUUAAAGCAGAACAUCUGGGCCUUUGUGCUUUCAAGAAGCUUUUCAGGGAAAAAAUUGAAACUCAAUUUUCUUUAGGACAGAAAAAUCUAAAUAACACAGUUCCAGGUUGAAGGAGUUUUAUUUUGUUUUCUUUUCCUCCCCCAGAUCUUCUGUUAAAUUUUAAAAAGCAUUGACACCCUUCUUUGACUUUCCUGAAAGAUUCAUCUGGGCAAUUUCAUAGGUUAACCAAAUAAACUCCACGUAGAUCUUCCUCAUAUUUCUAUCUUGAAUGCUCAUGUGAUAGCCAAGUCUACUUGGAUGUCUUAUCUUUUCUCUACAAAAUGAUGACUGACAGUUAGGAAUGAGCAAUUACACAUGGUCUUGAGUCAAUUCGCCUCAAUUGGGGUGGUGGGAAAACCAUUUACAGCUGAAACCUUUUCAACCUCUCCCUCUAGGAAAAAAACCAUCAUCAAGUCAUCAGCCAGAAUGGUCAAGACCUUGGUGGCCAAUGCUGUUAUUGUUACCCUCUAUCAAAUUCACAGUAUUUUUGUAAGAUGCUGCAGAAACUGUACAAGCCAACUAAUAAAAUGACAUGAAAAUGCGUUUUCCGGGAUUUUAUUUGUGAACCUGAGAAGUGAGUAAGAGAGGAGUCUAGCCAUGGCCGUCUCAGGUGCUCUUGGGAAGAACAAACUUGAAGGCUCUUGUGCAACCUUCUCCAUUUUCCAGAUUUCUCUUCUCUUAUAACCUAGAAUCAAAGCUGUGGCUGACCUUCCUCAGAUGGAUCUCUCUACUAGCUUGUCUACGGCCUUCAGAGCCUGCACUGACUGUUCCUCCAUUAUACUUAAUGGUCUCAGUAGGUAACAGCAAGUCUGAUUAGUGUGGCCAAAAGAUAUGGUUUGUUGGAUCCAGGCAGUC
Molecule: messenger RNA, 4552 nt
Organism: Crotalus tigris (Tiger rattlesnake)
Lineage: Eukaryota; Metazoa; Chordata; Lepidosauria; Squamata; Viperidae
Gene: DRD2
Product: dopamine receptor D2
Exons: 9
Coding region: 736-2064 (442 amino acids)
Biological process (GO): adenylate cyclase-activating adrenergic receptor signaling pathway; adenylate cyclase-inhibiting dopamine receptor signaling pathway
Cellular component (GO): presynaptic membrane; glutamatergic synapse
Molecular function (GO): dopamine neurotransmitter receptor activity, coupled via Gi/Go; G protein-coupled receptor activity
Source: RefSeq, a predicted model, not a curated record